Molecule: messenger RNA, 210 nt
Organism: Echinostoma caproni
Lineage: Eukaryota; Metazoa; Platyhelminthes; Trematoda; Plagiorchiida; Echinostomatidae
Source: the annotation of a GenBank genome assembly
AUGAGACGGCGCACGUUGUACUACCUGUUCAAUAUCAUAUUUCCUUGUCUUUGGUUGACCGUGCUCAGUCUGAUCAGCUUUUGGCUUCCGCCGGACUCGGGAGAAAAAAUCACUCUCGGUAUCACUGUGUUGCUCGCGUUCAGUGUAUUCAUGCUUCUGAUUGCGGAAAAUAUGCCAGCAACCAGUGAAUUUGUACCGCUGAUUGGUUAG